Orcinus orca (killer whale) is the source of this 2777-nucleotide messenger RNA. RefSeq names its product SH3 domain containing 21 (gene MNMIP1). NCBI's taxonomy places the organism in Eukaryota, Metazoa, Chordata, Mammalia, Artiodactyla, Delphinidae. The record is from RefSeq and is a predicted model, not a curated record. The transcript has 16 exons. Gene Ontology annotation, molecular function: protein binding.
AGCAGCAAUAGGUUUGUGCGCACACAGCAACCACCCCGUCCACCCAGGACCCGCCCGAGAGCGUUUGCUGCCUGCUGGUAUGUGCCUCUUCCCACCUCCCCUGCAGCUAAAAGCUUGUCAGCCCGGAGAGGGUAGGCCAGUAAUGGUGGGUGGGAGCCUCAGGGCCAAGGCUGGGAGAAGGAGGGAAGGUGGCUAGACUGAAACUUAGGUGGCUAGGCAGACAAGAUCAUGUCGGGGAGCUGUGACCCCAGCACUGGCCAGAGAUCCCAGAGUCCUCACUCCUGGUCUGGGGACCGAACCUGCCGAACUGGGCCGCCCCGUCUCCCAUACGCACUCCUUGCACCUGGAGCCCGACCUAUCGGCUCGCGUCUCCGCCUCCUUGGCUUCACAAUCUCGCUGCUUGUCCCACCCUACCUGGACCUAGUAUUGGCUGCGAACGCGACUGCACCAUCCUUCUUGCUCGGCUCCGGAAGGCGCCCCGGAAGCCAUGGAGGUGCUGGUCCUGGCCGGAUACAGCGCGCAGAAAAAGGACGAGCUGAGCCUGGCGCACGGGGACGUGGUCCGGCAGGUGUGCAAUGGACCCGCACGGGGCUGGCUGCGUUGAGAGCUGGGGGGCCGUUGUGGCCUCUUCCCCGAGUGCCUGGUGCAGGAGAUCCCUGAGACUCUCCGCGGCUCGGGGGAGGCGCCGAAACCGCGCUGUGCGCGCCGCCGAGGUCACCCAGGCCGAAUCUCCGGGCCGCCAAAGAUGGUGCAAAGUGAACUUCAGCUACAGCCCGGAGCAGGCUGACGAGCUGAAGCUGCAAGCUGGGGAGAUUGUGGAAGUGAUAAAGGAGAUUGAGGACGGCUGGUGGCUGGGGAAGAAGAACGGGCAGCUGGGAGCCCUCCCAUCCAACUUUGUGGAGUUGCUGGACAGUGGGCCCCCAAGCCUUGGUAACCCAGACAUGCCUUCAAUCAGCCUUGGUCCCCAGCAGGCUCCCAAGCUGAGCAGCCUGACCUAUGACAGCCCUCCAGACUACCUGCGGACAGUCUCCCACCCUGAGACCUACAGGGUCCUGUUUGACUACCAUCCCGAGGCCCCAGAUGAGUUGGCGCUGCGGAGGGGGGACGAGGUGAAAGUACUGAGGAAGACCACAGAGGAUAAGGGCUGGUGGGAAGGAGAGUCUCAAGGCAGAAGAGGACUUUUCCCAGAUAACUUUGUGCUCCCACCACCCCCAAUCAAGAAGCUGGUCCCACGGAAAGUGGUAUCCCGGGAAUCAGCUCCUAUUAAGGAACCCAAAAAGAUGAUGCCCAGAACAGCCCUCCCUACGGUCAAGAAGCUGGUGACAGCCCCGACUGGGCCAAGCAAAGCCAACCCAUCUUGGACACCCAGCGGAGACAGUCAGAAGCGCCCUUCCCGAAACUGCAGCUCCAGCAGCAGUUUCCUCAGUGGGUGUCCAGGCCAGAGUGGCAGAAAGCGAGCCCAAACCCAGGCUUCACAGCAACACUCUGCAGCCGGUCAGGGCGAAGAGCAGAGCAGCCUUACAAAGGCCCCUCGUGUGAAUAAAACCCCAACUCUGGACAAGACCCCCGGCCUAGAGAAGACCCCAUCUCCGGAUAAGGCCGGCAGCCCAGAGAAGACCUCAUCUCUGGACAAUGCCCGCAGCCCGGAGAAGACCUUGUCUCCAGAUAAGGCCCCCACUCCAGAGGAAUCCCUAACUUCAGAUAAGGUCCCUAUCCUAGAGGAGACCUCAACGCUGGAGGACAAAGUUCCCAGACCAGACAGGGUCUUUUCUGUGCAUGAGGUCCCGGUCCCAGAAGUCCCACCUGGUCCAAAGAUGGCCCCUCCUGGGGACGAGGCCCACACCCUAGGAAAGGUCUUGACCACCAAACAGGUGCUCUCUGAAGAGGCCUCCACCCGAGACAACACUCAGUUCCAUCACUUCUCUCCGGAGGAAGCCCUGCUAAACGCCAGGUCUCUUGGGGCCAGUGGGGCUCAAUCCCAAGAGGAGGUUCACAUGCCAGAGGAGCAUCCCCUCUGCACGGUGAAACGUCCCCUGGAUAAGAGGGACAGCUCCCCUCUCCAGUCCGAGUCCGCGUCCAAGUCAGGGUCUACGCCUGCCCUUGAGAAGGCCCACCUCCGGGAAGAGGCUACCACUCUCCUGGAGUAGGCACCAGCGAAGGAUGAGGCUACCCCCAAAGAGGAGGUGUCCCCCGAAGAGGUAUCCCCUGCUCAGAAGAAUCCACAUCCUAUCGUGCUGACUCCAGAGCCCCAAAUGACUCCCACCCUCCACCCCUCGGCCCCGCAAAAUCUCACAGAUAGCAAAAGUGACAGAGACGACAUGAUGAGGAUAAAGGACGAGGUGGAGGCUUUAAGGAGGUCGCUGGAGCUGAUGGGGGUGCAGCUGGAAAAGAAGCUGACUGACAUCUGGGAGGAGCUGAAGAGCGAGAGAGAGAAGCGCGUGUUGCUGGAGGUUCAGAUGACACGGAGGACCCAGGAGUCCCGGAACCUGGGCUCCAUCCACGCGCAGACGCAGACGCAGACGCACUGAGGGUGGGCCCGGGAGGGACUACGGCGGGACCUGGAGUGAAGUCGGGCUCCGGCCACCCACGUCCUUGCACACGAUUUUGGGAAACGCAAGAAAGUAAACUCUGCCGUGUACGCGCGCCACGCCUCCCUGGUCCCUGCAGGGCGGGAUCUGCGCGGCGGGGCGGGGCUGGCGUUCUGCGCUCCCGUCCCUCCGCUUUCCUGGCAGCCGCUCCUGGGCACAUCUGGCCAACAUGUGGCUUCCAUUACCGUU